Messenger RNA from Misgurnus anguillicaudatus (oriental weatherfish), 1701 nucleotides. It is a transcript of the gene c1ql3b, whose product is annotated as complement component 1, q subcomponent-like 3b. The record is from RefSeq and is a predicted model, not a curated record. NCBI's taxonomy places the organism in Eukaryota, Metazoa, Chordata, Actinopteri, Cypriniformes, Cobitidae. Gene Ontology annotation, molecular function: protein binding.
UAUUGUGUGUUCCACUAACAACCAAAAUGUGGUAAAUAUCCUAUUUCUAUAAAAUUUCUUAAUAGAAAAUCUAUAUAAACUCUAGAUAUAAAAUGUCAAAACUGCUAUUGAAUGAAACUUUAAAUCUUUUCAAUGAUCUCUCUCUCUUUCACACACACACACGCGCGCGCGCACACACACACACGGUUGUCUGUCCCUCCCACCUUCAGGUGUGAUAUCAGGGAUGCGGUGCAUUCUCAUCCACACUUCUCUUUCCAUCGAGUCUCAUUCUUCUUCUCUUCAAACUUAAGAAGAACGCUCAGAUGAAGUUCAGGAAAUAACAUCAUAUUUUGUUUAGAGAGUUAACUUACUCUCACUAAGGGUUAAGAAUUUAAAGUUUAGCUCUUUUGUUUUGGUAUAUAUUUUUUACGCACGGAGCAAGAUUGCGCUCAAGUCGCAGCGCGAGGCGCGCCCGGUGCUGUCGAGGCUGGGCGCGAGAGCGCGGGUCAUCGCCACGGGCGUGCUGGGCGUUGUCAUGGUGCUGGUGUUGGUCAUCCUCAUCCCGGUCUUGGUCAGCGCAGCGGGAUCAGACGCGCGGUACGAGAUGCUCGGCGCGUGUCGCAUGGUGUGCGAUCCAUACGGAACCAAGUCUCCAUCCUCAGACGAUCCCCGCGAUAACCGCUUAGUUCAGUCCCCACCAACUUUUAUUCGGGGUGCGAAAGGAGAGCCAGGGCGUUCAGGAAGAAUCGGCCAGAGGGGUUUGCCGGGUCCGCCCGGGCCACCUGGUCCACCGGGGGCCAUCGGAGAACCAGGACCACCCGGAUUACCCGGUGCGCCGGGAGUCACAGGUGUCAUAAGCGCGGCGACGUACAGCACCAUCCCCAGGAUCGCCUUUUACGCGGGACUCAAGAAGCAGCACGAGGGCUACGAAGUGCUCAAGUUUGAUGAUGUGGUCACCAACUUGGGCAAUCACUAUGACCCCUCGUCCGGAAAAUUCACCUGCUCCAUCCCGGGGAUCUAUUUUUUCGUGUACCAUGUAUUGAUGAGAGGUGGUGAUGGGACGAGCAUGUGGGCUGAUCUGUGUAAGAAUAACCAGGUGCGUGCAAGUGCAAUAGCACAGGAUGCAGAUCAGAACUACGACUACGCCAGCAAUAGUGUGAUAUUACAUCUGGAGCCAGGAGAUGAGAUCUACAUUAAACUAGAUGGGGGCAAAGCACAUGGUGGAAACAACAACAAAUACAGCACAUUUUCAGGUUUCAUGGUCUACGCUGAUUAAUGCCUGUGCUAUGAACUGCGCUUUCAGAUGUAUCUCGUUUUGAUGUCACCAAGUAAUGAAAAUGUGGUCCAUGUCAGCGUAAAGGUUCAGACUUGCUCACUGGAAUGACUGAAUGAUCACACCACCUGAAGCAUGACGUGAACAUGUUAGUUUUUAGAUAAUCACUGUGAUUUUAAAACAUCUCAACAAGGCUGGUGAUUUUAGUAGAUUUAUUGAGAUCAAGCAGUGAAAGCAGAAAAUCGUUUGACAUCUUCAUUCCAUACGUGCCUAAAUUACACUGGUAUGAAGAGGAUGAAACUGGCAUAGUUGAGAUUUGUAAGUUCUCAUUGCACGCAUAUGAAACGGCUCAAUUUCAUUCAGUUUUAUAUGAAUGCUUUCAUUUACGUUGUCACUGUCAAGUAUGUGCAGUGUCAUUGAACAAAUUGUGAAUAAAAUAUAUUCUAUGA